AUGGCUUCAUUGUAUUCUCUCUGUUUAUCAAAACAACAAUUGUUUGGCAUCCUUUUGAUCCUAACUUUCUUUUCAAGUUCGAGUGCAAAGAGAUGCUACAGAUCAAUUAUCAGCUUUGGAGAUUCCUUGGCUGAUACAGGGAACUGGGUCAUACUUUUACAACAAAAUAAACCUACACCUGCCUUUCCACCAUUUGGGGGGACUUACUUCAAUCGACCAACAGGCCGAUGUUGUGAUGGUCGUUUAAUCGUUGAUUUUUUUGCUCAGAAACUUGGACUUCCAUUGGUGCCACCAUAUUUUCGAGAUGCUAAUUGCAGUAAUUGCCGAAAGUUUCAAAAGGGUGUAAAUUUUGCUGUGGUGGGAGCAACAGCGCUUGAUAAUGCAUAUUUGGCACGAAAAGGAAUCAUUAAUGAACUCACAAACGUUUCUUUGGGAGUGCAAUUGGGUUUAUUGAAAACAUUAUUGCCAUCUCUUUGCUCCUCAUCUUCAGCUUGCAAUGAAUUCCUUAAUAACUCGUUGAUUCUUAUGGGAGAGAUUGGAGGAAAUGAGUUCAACCUUGCAUUCAUUCAAGGAAUUUCGAGUGAAGUGAUAGGAGGAUUAGUCCCUGAGGUUAUCAAAGCCAUUUCUGCAGCAAUUGAGUUAAUCGAGUUGGGGGCGAUGACAUUUGUGGUUCCUGGAACUAUACCACUUGGAUGUCUGCCGGUUCUUCUAACGCGUUUUCGGACUUCUAAUAAGCAGGCUUAUGAUCGCUAUGGUUGUUUGAUAUGGCUAAACGACUUCGCCCACUACUAUAAUGAAUAUCUUAAAAAGGAACUAGAAAGUAUGCGAAGGCUUCAUCCUCGUAUCAAUAUUAUCUACGCAGAUUAUUACCAGGCUUCAAUGCCACUUUAUCUUUCUCCAAGAUCGUUUGGAUUUAAAAGCACUCUGACUGCAUGUUGUGGAGGCGAAGGUCCAUACAAUGUUAACGUGACGUUAAGUUGUGGUGAUCCAGGCACGAAAUCCUGUGAUGACCCUUCCUCCUAUGUUAACUGGGACGGUGCUCAUUUCACAGAUGAAGCCCAUAGGGUGAUCUCCAAUGGUCUUCUGGAUGGUUCAUGUACCAUUCCUCGGUUUGAGUUCCCCUCGUGUGCCUCAUAAUUAUAUUAUAAUCUACUCCGAGUGAAUAACGGAAUUAAGAUCAAAGCAAAAUGAUGCUUUUCUUCUUGUAUUUAAAGUUCUUUAAGUGUGCAUUCCUGCUAAAAAUGUCAUUGGCUGUGAAAAUUGAAAAGCAUCGAGGCUGGAAAAUAAAGUAAA
Gossypium raimondii (Peruvian cotton) is the source of this 1293-nucleotide messenger RNA. RefSeq names its product GDSL esterase/lipase At1g28590. The record is from RefSeq and is a predicted model, not a curated record. Bases 1 to 1137 code for a protein of 378 amino acids. Lineage: Eukaryota; Viridiplantae; Streptophyta; Magnoliopsida; Malvales; Malvaceae. The transcript is spliced from 5 exons. Gene Ontology annotation, molecular function: hydrolase activity, acting on ester bonds.